Molecule: messenger RNA, 846 nt
Organism: Gryllus bimaculatus (two-spotted cricket)
Lineage: Eukaryota; Metazoa; Arthropoda; Insecta; Orthoptera; Gryllidae
Source: the annotation of a GenBank genome assembly
AUGCAUAUAUCGCGGCCCCAUUAUGGCCGAUUCGCGAAACAAAAAACAAAACAACUAAAUAAUAAUAAUAAUAAUAAUAAUAAUAAUAAUAAUAAUAAUAAUAAUAUAAAAUCAAAAUUUAGCAGGAGCACAGCUUUGCAAUCAUCUUCUUAUAACUUGUCCCGGUUGGGGCGGUGCCUCGCUGACGGACAUACCUGGAAAAGAAAGAUGACGCAGGCCGACGUGCAGUCAGUGAAUCGAAGAGCGGGGCGCGUUGCCCGACGAGCUGGCGCUGCGCCACGUGGAGCGGCUGGAGGGGACGGCGGCGUGCCGGCGCCACGCGGCGCUCGCAGCCUGCGACGCCGACUCCAGCGAGGAGGAGCGCGUGUGCCGGCGGCGGCGGCGCCGGCGGCGGCGCCUGCACUGCAGCUUGCACCGCGACGCCUGCGAGCACGUGUGCGGCGGGCGGCGGCGGCGCGGCCACAGACGUGCUUGCUUAUCGCAGAGUGCGAAGAUAAGGCCCGGGGCAACCGGGUCGAAGAUAUUGCCUGUCUAAACGAAACUCACCUCAAUAAUAAUAAUAAUAAUAAUAAUAAUAAUAAUAAUAAUAAUAAUAAUAAUAAUAAUAAUAAUAAUAAUAAAAUAAAUAUCCCAGAUUUCAUAAUCUUCAAAAGAGACAAAAACACAAACCACACAGGUGGUGGAGUAGCUAUCAUAAUGAAACGUAAAAUAAAACAUAACCCGCCUAUCCGGAGGUGGCCGAAAGGAGGUAGAUCGCGGGUUCGAUCAAUAGAUACUAAUGUAUAUAAUAAUAAUAAUAAUAAUAAUAAUAAUAAUAAUAAUAAUAAUAAUAAUAAAUACUAUUAG